AUGGAUUCCAUUGCUGCUGCUCAGCCCGGCACCCAGCCCACUCACAAUUCUGAGAAGAAGCUCCACGAUGUCGACAUCGAGGGAGCGGAUGCGGUGCGCAAAGUUGAGGAAUCAAUGAUGCCUGAUCACUCCGCUCAGAAGGGUAUCAGGAACGUAGAGGCUGUGACCCUGUCCUGGACGAAGACGUCGCUAGCCUGUGCAUUCGUAUGCAUGUGGUUCCUAUACCUUACCAAUGGCUUCCAAUCAAACAUCACCUCCAACCUGACACCCUAUGUCACAUCCGACUUCCAAGAACACUCGCUCAUAACUGUCAUCAGCGUCGUUUCAAAUUCCAUGGCCGCGGCUGCGUACAUCCCAGUAGCCAAGCUGCUCGAUCUCUGGGGUCGUGCAGAGGGAUUCGCAUGCAUGGUGUGCCUCGCUACUCUUGGGAUGAUCCUGAUGGCCACUUGCAACGGCAUAGCACAGUUCUGCGCGGCGCAGGUGUUUUAUUCCAUCGGAUUCGGUGCAAUGAUUUACUGCGUCGACGUCAUCACGGCUGAUUCAUCGAGCUUGAAACAUCGAGGUUUGGCGUUUGCCUUCACGUCGUCGCCUAACAUUAUUGUGGCCUUUGCUGGCUCCAAGGCUGCCGAAGCUAUCAACAAUAACAUCAGUUGGCGUUGGGGCUUUGGUGCCCUUGCCAUCAUUUUGCCAUUCGUGGCUUCGCCGCUGUUUGUCAUUUUGAAGCUCAACCUUCGAAAGGCGAAGCAUGAGGGUGUACUCCACCGCGAGCCGAGUGGACGCACAAUGAUGCAGAGUAUCAUUUUCUAUUUCAGAGAGUUUGAUGUGCCUGGUGCAUUCCUUCUGGCUGCCGGUCUCGUCAUCUUCCUGCUCCCGUUCACUCUGGCAACCUCCGCACCCUCAGGAUGGUCCACUGGCUACAUUAUUGCCAUGCUUGUGGUCGGCUUCUUCCUUCUUAUCUCAUUCGGGCUCCACGAACGCUUCACGGCCCAAAAGCCCUUCUUACCCUACGAGCUCCUCACCAGCCGCUCUGUUCUCGGGGCGUGUCUGCUGUGUUUCACGUAUCAGAUUUCCUACUACGCUUGGAACAGCUACUUCACCUCCUUUCUCCAAGUUGUGACUGACCUCACUAUUGCCGAGGCCGGUUAUGUGAACUCAACUUUCGAUGUCCUUUCUGGCGUCCUGCUACUCACUGUCGGUUUUAUCAUUAGCAAGACUGGAUACUUCCGCUGGCUGCUAUUCAUUGCCGUACCUCUCUAUAUCCUCGGUCAAGGCCUGAUGAUUUAUUUCCGCCACCCCAACACCAGCAUCGGGUAUAUCGUCAUGUGCCAGAUCUUCAUUUCUGUUGGUGGCGCCAUCAUCAUCCUGUGUGAGCAGAUUGCCGUCAUGGCUGCCGCAGACCAUCAGCACAUUGCCCCCGUGUUAGCACUACUUAGCAUCUCUGGCUUGCUAGGCGGCGCUGUCGGUAACACCAUCUCAGGCGCCAUCUGGACGAACUCGUUCCCGCAGGCACUGCAGCGACUGCUGCCCGAGGACGCAAUGGAGAGCUAUGACGAUAUUUACGGCAGUUUGGAGACGCAGCUGAGCUAUGCAAAGGGGACCGCUACGAGGAUUGCAAUUGAGCAGGCAUAUGGAAUCGCACAGAAGAGGAUGCUGAUUGCCGGUACCGUCAUCAUCGGCUUGGCGCUUGUGUGGAUCUUCAUGAUCAAGAACUUCAAUGUCGCAAGGAUGCACCAGACCAAGGGUCUCCUCUUCUAA
Molecule: messenger RNA, 1755 nt
Organism: Cucurbitaria berberidis CBS 394.84
Lineage: Eukaryota; Fungi; Ascomycota; Dothideomycetes; Pleosporales; Cucurbitariaceae
Product: MFS general substrate transporter
Exons: 3
Coding region: 1-1755 (584 amino acids)
Biological process (GO): transmembrane transport
Molecular function (GO): transmembrane transporter activity
Source: RefSeq, a predicted model, not a curated record